Messenger RNA from Lottia gigantea (owl limpet), 1389 nucleotides. RefSeq lists its product as hypothetical. The transcript is spliced from 8 exons. Gene Ontology annotation, cellular component: membrane. The record is from RefSeq and is a predicted model, not a curated record. Gene Ontology annotation, molecular function: transmembrane transporter activity. NCBI's taxonomy places the organism in Eukaryota, Metazoa, Mollusca, Gastropoda, Lottiidae. Gene Ontology annotation, biological process: transmembrane transport. The coding region runs from base 1 to 1389 and encodes 462 amino acids.
AUGGCGUUCAAUGGAUACGAAAUUAACUGGUGGUGUUUACAAGACAGUCAAUCUAGAGAACUAGUAGAUGCUGCGUCUCCAGCUUUUAAAUACUGUUCUGUGAACAGUACCAAUGGAUGUAUUAGAGUAUAUGAAAUUGGAAUCAGAAAUGUGAUAUCAGAGUUUGAUUUGGUGUGUGAGGAUUCGUGGAUUCCACCCACCAUCACCUCAAUACAGAUGGUAGGAUUGACAAUUGGAUCAUUUCUAGGAGGACAAGCUGGUGAUUCCUUUGGUAGAAAACCAACGUGUUACCUCUCAAUAUUUUUACAUUCACUGUUUAAUAUAUUCAUCAUCUUCUCUACCAACUGGCAAUUGUUUGCAGUCUUCAAAUUUCUAAUAGGAUGUGCCAUUGGUGUAUAUUUUGUGGUCAUUAGCUACACCACCGAAUUCGUUGGAUUAACCAAAAGGGCUAUGGUGUUAUCCCUACCAUUCUGGUCCCUAGGGGGGUGUCUUCUAGGUUUAUUAGCAUAUAUGGUACCUGACUGGAGAUACCUUCAUGUUAUUAUCGGUGUCAUAAUGCUGCCUUAUCUCUUCGGAUGGUUUUUUGUUCCCGAAAGUGCUAGAUGGUUAGCCAUAAAGAAUCGUAUUGAAGAAGCCAAACAAGUGAUAGAAAUAAUAGCCAUGAGAAAUAAGAUGCCAGUACCACAAAAAGCUGAAAUGAUUAUCAGACAAAUAGCAAAACAAGAGGAAGGCAGACGGAAAUAUACUUAUUGUGAUGUUUUCAAUAGUUGCAUUGUCUUGAAGAAAACUAUUUGUAUUUGUAUAUUGUGGUUAUUUUGUUCCGUAGUGUAUUUCGCUAUAUCGUUUGAUGUUGAUGUUUUAUCUGGUGAUUUAUUUGUGAAUUUAUUUGUAAUGAAUGUAAUUCAGAUACCUACAGCUGUACUUUGUAUGUAUCUCUUGAAUAAAUGUGGAAGAAGAGUAACGUUAGCUGUACCGUUAUUCCUCAUUACUGGUUGUUGUCUGGUCGUACUUAUACUUGAACAAGUGAAAGAUGUUCAACAGAGUUCAGUUAUUACAGGUUUAACCAUAACGUCACUGUUACUGAACGGAUGGGCGUGGACAGCAUUGGUAGUAUUAACAAUAGAGUCUUAUCCUACUGCAAUAAGAAAUUUAGGUCUCGGUACAGCGAAUUGUUUUUCUCAAAUUGGCGGCAUCAUAGCUCCUUUUAUCUUUAAUUUGAGCUUUAAUAAAAUGGUACCGUAUGUAAUUAUGGGUAUAAUGAUGGCUAUAUGUGGCAUAUGUGCUUUACUUCUACCAGAAACCAACAAAAUGGCCCUUGAAGACGCAUUACCUGAAAUUGAAUUAUUGGAGAAGACGGUGGAGAAUAACAAUAACAAGUCCUCUACAUGA